Messenger RNA from Dendrobium catenatum, 752 nucleotides. Its product is annotated as glutaredoxin-C8. The transcript is spliced from 4 exons. The record is from RefSeq and is a predicted model, not a curated record. Gene Ontology annotation, biological process: cellular response to oxidative stress. The coding region runs from base 138 to 563 and encodes 141 amino acids. NCBI's taxonomy places the organism in Eukaryota, Viridiplantae, Streptophyta, Magnoliopsida, Asparagales, Orchidaceae. Gene Ontology annotation, molecular function: glutathione disulfide oxidoreductase activity. Gene Ontology annotation, cellular component: cytoplasm.
UCUAGUGUGAAAGGGAUCAAAUUGAAGUCAGGAAGCAGCCGUCCGGACUCCGCCAUUAAUAAUUUCUCCAGCACUCCGCUCUCUUUUCCAUAUUCUUCUGGUGGCUUACUAUCGCCGGCGACGAGAUCCGUUACGAAAUGGAGACGGCGGCAGUCAACCGGCUUGGCAGGGCGGCAGUCUGUAUUCUCGCUGUGGCUUCCGCCGUUCUCUACUUGUCGCCGGUAGUCUUCGGAGCCGCCGGCAAGGAGGCUUUCGUGAAGAAGACCGUCGCUGCCCACAACAUCGUUAUCUUCUCCAAGUCCUAUUGCCCGUAUUGUCGAAGAGCAAAAGCUGUUUUCAGUGAAUUGAAGAAAGCGCCAUAUGUUGUGGAGCUUGAUCAGAGAGAUGAUGGUGGAGAAAUCCAGGACGCAUUGUCUACAAUUGUUGGAAGGCGAACUGUCCCUCAAGUCUUCAUUAAUGGAAAGCAUUUGGGUGGCUCUGAUGAUACCGUUGAAGCAUAUGAAAGUGGAAAACUAGCAAAGAUUUUGGGUAUCAGCAACAUCAUCACAAAUGAUGAUCUCUAAAGAGUAAAUGCUCAUUUCUUUGUAGACGGUAGAUAUGUUUUAUUGUUGUAAUAGUCUUUCUUGACUCGAUAUUUUCUACCACACAGUCCCUUAAUCUAGUUGAAUUUCUACAGAUUCUUCGGCAAUAGUUAGCGCAAUACUAUUAUGGAGAAAGAACAUUCAAUGCAUAAUUAGUUUUGUUUAUGCUAA